Messenger RNA from Rotaria sp. Silwood2, 522 nucleotides. NCBI's taxonomy places the organism in Eukaryota, Metazoa, Rotifera, Eurotatoria, Philodinida, Philodinidae. The record is from the annotation of a GenBank genome assembly.
AUGACUACUUUAUUUCAAAUAACGUGCCUUCUACUUCUCUUAAGUGUGAGUUAUGGUUGGAGGUUUUCAUCGUUUAUUGACGAAUCUUUUCCAUCUACAUAUUUUAAUGAUCAUUUUGAUAAUCAUUCAUCAUCGUCAUCAACAUAUUAUGGUUUUAGUAAAAUGAUGAUAACAAUGCUUCAACAUUUUCAACAAAUGUCCAAUUUAUCAUUAUCAUUAGCUAAAUCUAAUGCUGCUGAUUUAAUGGAAGCUAAAAAGAAAUUAGACAAUGUUUCACCUGUCUGUACAACAACAAUAAAUUUACCAUCAACAAGAUCAAUAAAAAACAAUAGAAGAAAAUCUCUCCGUACUACACAAACAACAACAUGUGUUAAGGAAUUAAUUAUUGAUGGAGAAAAGCAAAUAUAUAAGGAAAUAACAGUUACUGAUGAUAAAGGUAUAGUGAUCUCACAAAUCAACAGUUAUGAAUCGAUUUCAAUCAACGCAACUAACGAUACUACAUCUUUAUAUAUACACGAAUAA